This is a messenger RNA of Staurois parvus, 275 nucleotides long. NCBI's taxonomy places the organism in Eukaryota, Metazoa, Chordata, Amphibia, Anura, Ranidae. The record is from the annotation of a GenBank genome assembly.
CAUUUUUUAAAAAAUUCAAAUUUCCCGCCGAUUCCGGCGCCCGUACGUCCCGACGUCGCAGGGACCGGAACACAGAAGCCGGAUGCAGGCAUCAGCCGGAGGAGAUGGCUGGGGACACUGCAGGGGACACAUCGUGGGAGCGAAGGACAAGGUAAGUGAAGAACACUUGCCGGAGCAGUGCCUCAGGGUAAGCCCGAGUGUAGCUCGGGGUUACCGCUUUUGGUACUGAAAUGUUACCCCGAGCUACACUCGGGAAUACCGCCAGGGAGGUUAAA